AUGUCAUCGCGUCAUCCUGAAGUCGGAACAUUCUAUCUUGCAUGUUCACAAUGCCGUGAACUUGAGCGCGAAUACAAGGAAUCAAACCGGAAAAGAAUGACUCGUUUCAACUGUUAUGGUACAUUGAAUAUACAUGUUGAUAUCCCAGCGAAUGAAGUAAUAGUAAAAUUGCGUCAUGAUAUUCAGCAUGAGAAACCUGUUGAUGUUACGACUCCAUCAGAAAUAAAGAGUGAGAUUAUGCAAAAUCUUCACAUGGAUCCUGUACAGUUGCGAGUACAUUUUCAUCAAAAGUUCGAUAAUAAUAGCUCACUUGUUACUAUGAAGCAAAUUCACUAUUGGUG
Acaulospora morrowiae is the source of this 341-nucleotide messenger RNA. NCBI's taxonomy places the organism in Eukaryota, Fungi, Glomeromycota, Glomeromycetes, Diversisporales, Acaulosporaceae. The record is from the annotation of a GenBank genome assembly.